GUAGACAUGAACUUGCUUAUGUAACUGACGUUAGAUUACUGACCCAAUGAAUUUAUUUUCAAUGACACAGACUGAAUGUGGUCAGCAUAGCAGAGAGGUGGUGUCGGGAAGGUGGUUGACACGCCUUCAAAUUUUUGAGAUGAUCGAAAGUGUAUCGCGCAGAGCGUUGAGUGGCUCCAGUGGGAGCUACCACGUUCGUGGUGCUGAGUUAGCAAGGAAUCGUAGAUUGAAAUCUUUAUCCGCAACUGUUGUGUUUCUGGAUGACACUCAACACACGUUUCAGCUAGAUAAACGAGCAAAAGGUCAAGCAUUAUUGGAUUUGGUAUUCCAACAUUUAGAACUCGUUGAAAAAGAUUAUUUUGGUCUACAAUAUGCUGAAAAUGGGGCCACUGCAUGCACAUAUUCGCCCGAUAUAAUGAGAUGGUUGGACCCUACUAAACCAGUGAAGAAGCAGAUAAGAAGUAAGGGUGGGCAAUUCUACUUUAGAGUAAAAUUUUAUGUAUCCGAUCCUAGUAAAUUACAGGAAGAAUAUACUAGAUACCAAUUUUAUUUACAAAUACGAAGAGAUAUUCUACAAGGCAAACUUCAGUUACCGCCAAGUACAGCAUGUCUUAUUGCCAGCUAUACAGUUCAAUCUGAGUUAGGUGAUUAUCACCCCGAGGAACAUGGUCCAGGAUAUCUUUCCAGGUUACAAUUAAUACCAGGUCAGACAGAAGAAAUGGAAAAAAAAAUAGCCGAACUACAUAAACUUCAUAAGGGACAACUACCAGCUGAUGCAGAAUUCAAUUUUUUAGAUCAUGCAAAAAGAUUAGAUAUGUAUGGAGUGGAAUUGCAUAAAGCUAGAGACUCAAUGAAUAAAGAAAUACAAUUAGGUGUAACGUCCAUAGGUUUAGUAGUAUUUCAAAAUGGAAUGAAAAUCAAUGUGUUCUCAUGGUCAAAAAUAGUUAAAAUUUCGUUUAAACGAAAACAGUUUUUUAUUCAAUUGAGAAGAGAGCAGUCGGAAAAUUACGAUACAUUACUGGGUUUCAACAUGCAAACAUAUCGUAGUUCCAAAAACUUAUGGAAGGCAUGCGUGGAACAUCACACAUUUUUCAGACUUCACAGUCCCAAAAUGAGGCCGAGACGUUUUCCGCUUACUUUAAGUAGUAGAUUUACAUAUUCAGGACGUACAGAGUUUCAAACAGUCGAGGAUGGAAAACAUAGAGCAAGAGUAGAGAGAACAUUCAUACGGUCCCCCAGUAAAAGAUUGGUACAUGGAGUCACAUCAGGUCCAAUUAUAGAAGAGAAAGGAAAAUUAGGUAUGCCUCCUGGAAGACCUCCUAGGCCAUACGACAAUAAAGUUCAAUCUCUCGGAUCUCGUGAACCUCGUCAAGCUUGGGGCGAGGGCAAUCCUAGCGAUGACGAAGGUGGUUUUUUAUCUCUUCGAGAAGAAAUAACGGGUUCACAUACGCAAGGCAAUGCAUUUUCUCCUGUACUAGGUUCUAGAGUUUUAAGUUACGCGGACGAUGACACAACUGCGGAAAGAAAUAUUUACGAUCUUCCUGAUUAUAGCGAACCCACAAGUUCACCCGCUCCUCAGAUAGUUGAAGAUGGAUUAGUAACGAUAACCUUAACACCAGACGAACAAGGCCGAUUCGGAUUUAACGUGAAAGGUGGUUUAGAUCUUGACAUGCCUAUUUUAGUUUCGAGAGUAGCUCCGAAUACACCUGCCGACCGUUGUUAUCCAAAAUUAAACGAAGGAGAUCAGGUAGUUUACAUUAAUGGUAUAGACGUGAGUGGCUUACUGCAUGAACAUGUAGUAAAUCUGAUUCGUCAGUCUCGCGAUUCGGGUUCUGGUGAGCUGACGUUAACUGUUAGGCCGAAUGCUUUAUACAAUGCACUAGCUGGUACCGAUGAAACCUCCGAAGAAGAACCUCCGUAUAGAUAUGUACCAGAUGUGCCUCAUGCUACUAUUGGAUCGGAUGCAUUAGCACAGUCAAUGUUGCUUCUUGCCGAUGGUCUCGCAAGCGGUGCUUUAAUUGCACAAUACGAACAAUUGUAUAGGAAAAAUCCUGAGCUCACUUCCCUCGAAUCUAAGAAACCAGAAAAUCAGAGCAAAAAUCGUUAUCGAGAUAUCUCACCUUACGAUGUCACUCGGGUAAUACUGAUGGGCUCCGCAAACGGCGAUUACAUCAAUGCCAAUUAUGUAAACAUGGAGAUACCAGGAUCGGGUAUUAUUAACAGAUACAUUGCCACUCAAGGACCUUUGUCUUCUACCGUUGCUGAUUUCUGGCAGAUGGUUCUAGAGGCAGGCAGCACCCUAGUUGUAAUGCUAACAACUUUGGUUGAACGUGGCCGAGCGAAAUGCCAUCAAUAUUGGCCUGCGCUCAAUGAAACCCUUACAUUACGAAAUCUUACUCUCACAUCUACGGUGGAAAACGUUGAAGACACCUUUAUAUUUCGGGAGUUCAUACUGCGUGAUAUUAAUACUGGCGAAGAAAGAGAUAUAACGCAUAUGCAGUACUGUAGUUGGCCAGAUCAUGGAGUUCCCAGUGAUUGGCGACAAUUUACAACCUUCACUGAAAGAGUACGGGCAGCUCGAACAGGGAUAGUAGAACCUGGCGUUGUUCAUUGUUCUGCUGGAAUUGGUAGAACAGGUGUUUUAGUGUUAAUGGAAACAGCACUGUGUCUUAUCGAAGCAAAUCAACCAGUGUACCCGUUAGACAUUGUGCGAUCUAUGAGAGAUCAAAGAGCGAUGAUGAUACAAAAUGCUAGUCAGUACAGAUUCGUGUGCGAAGCAGUCCACAAAGCUUACAGCGAAGGCAUAGCUAAACCACUUCCUGAAUUCAGUAGGUGAAAGAAACACAAACUGAAACGCAUUGUAAUUACCAUUUUUCUUACAUUUUACUAAAACAUCACAUCACUAGAGGAUAAUUUUAUACUCGGACAAUAAUAUGCACAUAUAUUAUUGAUUAGUAACAAAGAUAUAUACUAUUUAAAAUAGGUAUUUUCUAUCCUUUUGCGAAUCUAUUUUUCAUCUAGAAACUUAAUUAUCGAGAAAAUAUAACUUUUCGCUCCUCCGAUUUGAGGAGGGUUUUUCAAGAUUUCUCUUUUAAUUUAUAUGAUGUUCUGGUGAAUUAAGUUUACUAACUUAUGUUUAAGUUGAACAUAUAAAUGUCAAAGUAUUAUUUAAAACAAUUUUUUUUAUUAUACUUUAACUGUUAUUACAGAUUUUGAUUUCCAUAUAUGAAAUAAGUUAAAGAGGUACGAAAAGUUAAAUUCCAAACGUUAUUAAUGUUCUUCUUAAAUUGUGAAAAUCAAUUCUUUCCGUCAGCAAUGCUAACAAUGUAAUUUUCGAAUCCUUAAAGGUAUUUACACAUUUUGAAAUGAGCAAAUCAAUUGUAAAUCUUGUUGGACCGUAUUUAAUUAUUUCAGAAAAUCAAAAGUGCUCGCAUAACAUAAAAAAAAUAUUUCAACUUCUAACGAUUCGUCCCUAUUUUUAACGUACAAUUAGACAUGAUACACUACUUAUAGCAAUGAUAACAAUUUCUAAUAACGUAUAUACAGUGUACAGUUUAGUUUUUAUUAAAAAAAGCAAAAACAAAAAAAAUAAACAAAAAAUAAAGCGUCUCUAAAUCUACGCUCAUUUUACGUGUAAAAGUACAAGUUUAACGUGCGUAGUAAAGAAAACUGUUUAAGGAGGAAAUACUAUGGUGUUCUAAUAUUAAACAAAGUUCAAAUUAUUUUGAAAUAAGAUCAAUAUAAAUUAAAAACGAUGACGAAUUUCGAUGUUCUCGUUUCAGUAACUGUUUGAUAAAAUAGUAAAUCGAGAGCGAUGAAAAAUGUACUACACGAAGUACUCCAUCGCGAAAAGAUGCCUCUUUCAGAAUCAUUAACGUCCUUUAAACCUUCUAAUAAUGUUAACAAAGCGCACUAUUUUCUUAUACCUGUACCAUGUGUUCUACUUUCCGCCCAUUUUUGUGUCUUGCAUAUACAACGUCUACAAAAAUUAUGAAGUUACAUCAUUCAUUUUGUAAUGUUUAAAAUUUGUCAUAAACUUAUCUUUCACGCACAAAAACAUAAUCUUUAAGUGGAAAGGACACAUAAUGACAAAAAUUGAACAAAAAAUCUGUUAUAGAACAUUUAUACAAAUACAAAGUCGAUUCACUUUGGCAAUGAUUCAAAUAAAAUCGUGACAUGUCUCGUUUAUGUAUAUAUGUAUAUAUAUACAUUGUAAUCCUUUGCGGUUCUAUAAAGUAUUAAUUAUUGAUAAAUAACUACUUUUAUUUAUGUAGGUUUAAUUAUAAAAAUGUUGACAAAUUACAUAAGAUAAAAAUUGGCUAGAAACCACAAAUACGAAAUAUAUUUCUUGAGAAUUUUCAUUAAUUUAUCGUUCUGAUUGAUAGGAUAAUCGAAUUUAACGAGGUAGAGAAUAUAGAUAUAUAAGUCCAAAAGACCAUUCUUCGAAUACACAAAAUUGGACUGCAAAGGGUCACUACUUUGUUGUUAAAUAUUUUCGAUAAUAAAUAAUUAAAGAUUGGGUGAAUCUGUUAGGCAUAUCAUAACAGUAGACAGGACUGUAAAGGCGCAAUAUCAUUUUGAUACUCUUCAUGUUAUCGAUAAUAACAUUUAUCUAAAUUAUUGACAAUAGUGCCUUCUACAUGUGCAUCCAAAUCGUAGUUACAAAGCGAGAAUGUAUAACUGUUAUACUUUAACAGUUUCACUCGAUGCAGUUUUCUUUACAGUCUCAUUUUACAUUAACAUCGAAUUUCUGUAUAUUUUUUGUAUAAUUGUCCAUAAUUUCUUUUUUUUUAUAAUUUAUCUGUCAACAAUUAUGUAAAUAUAUAUACAUUUCAUUCAAUUCCUAUUUCAUGAACCAUGUUUUCAUAUAAAUUGCGUAAUUAUUUAUUUACAAUUACUAUUGUGUUAAUAGAAAAGUAACACCGUAUGUAAUAACAGUUUUAAGUGUUAUUAUUAGUUUAUAAUUCAAACUGCUUUCGACAAAUGAACAUAAGCAUAGAAAUGUUAAAUUGAUUGAGUAGCAUUUUUGUUAUUAUAUUACAGUGUAUUUGCAAUAUAGAACACUGCACUCGUUUUGAAGAAAUACAAAUAGGUAUAAAGUAAAGAUGUAAUCAAAAGAAAUAGAAAGAUUCUGUAAAAUUCAGAAUUAAUAUUUUAGAAUAUAGUUUCUACACGAUAGGUGCAAAAUACAGUGAUAUACAUGAAAUAGAACAAAAACGUAAUGUGUUUUGUUAUGUUUUUCUUGUAAUUUUCAUGCAAAACAGUAAUAAUAUUCUUAAAAAAAUUGUUACUGUAUUUACAUUGCAUUUUGAAAGAACAUAUACAUGUAUGCCAUAUAGUAUUCAUUUGAUACAAUUGAUCCAAAAGAAUUUUUUCCUACCGCGUAUAUGUACAUAAAAAUAGUACAAAGAAUAUUAAAUAGUUGAUCGAGAUAUUAAGAAACUAUAUUCAUCGAUAUUCAGCUAUGUACGUGCCAAACGAUAGCACCCCAAGCAAAUGCUAAUUAUAAAUAAAGUGCCACAAAUCUUCAGAAUACAGUCAGUAGUUGUCUAGUCUCGUUACUAAUUUGUACUUCUACAAUAUAAAAUAAAAGCAUUUUAUAAUAAUUCAGUGUUCAAUCAUUUUCCUCUUACUGUUUC
Molecule: messenger RNA, 5639 nt
Organism: Hylaeus volcanicus
Lineage: Eukaryota; Metazoa; Arthropoda; Insecta; Hymenoptera; Colletidae
Gene: Ptpmeg
Product: tyrosine-protein phosphatase non-receptor type 4
Exons: 17
Coding region: 47-2836 (929 amino acids)
Biological process (GO): protein dephosphorylation
Cellular component (GO): cytoskeleton
Molecular function (GO): protein tyrosine phosphatase activity; protein binding
Source: RefSeq, a predicted model, not a curated record